This is a messenger RNA of Vitis riparia (riverbank grape), 774 nucleotides long. Its product is annotated as 60S ribosomal protein L23a-like. The transcript has 4 exons. NCBI's taxonomy places the organism in Eukaryota, Viridiplantae, Streptophyta, Magnoliopsida, Vitales, Vitaceae. Gene Ontology annotation, biological process: translation; ribosomal large subunit assembly. The record is from RefSeq and is a predicted model, not a curated record. Bases 89 to 556 code for a protein of 155 amino acids. Gene Ontology annotation, cellular component: cytosolic large ribosomal subunit; ribosome. Gene Ontology annotation, molecular function: rRNA binding; structural constituent of ribosome.
UCAUCCAAGAACCCUACUCUGCAGCCGCAUCAACCCUUCCUCUCUCCCAGGUUUGGAAGUGCUUUAAGCAGAGUUUUUGCAUCCAGCAAUGGCUCCUGCUAAAGUUGAUCCUACAAAAAAGGCAGAUCCUAAGACUCAUGCUGCUAAGACUGCCAAGGCUCUGAAAUCAGGUACAGCCACUUUUAAGAAGAAAGCUAAGAAGAUCCGCACAUCAGUCACAUUUCAUCGGCCAAGGACAUUGAAGAAGGACAGGAACCCUAAGUACCCACGCAUUAGUGCUCCUUCAAGAAAUAAGCUAGACCAGUAUCAGGUUCUCAAGUAUCCACUAACUACUGAAUCUGCAAUGAAGAAGAUUGAGGACAACAACACCCUGGUUUUCAUUGUUGACAUCCGUGCUGACAAGAAAAAGAUCAAAGAUGCAGUGAAGAAGAUGUACGAAAUUCAGACCAAGAAAGUUAACACUUUGAUCAGGCCUGAUGGAACCAAGAAGGCUUAUGUUAGGUUGACACCGGACUAUGAUGCCUUGGAUGUGGCAAACAAGAUCGGGAUCAUCUAAAUCUAUAUUGUCUUUUUGUCUCAAGUGAAAGUUUUAUGAUUUAUCAGUACUAUUGACAGUUUUGUUAGGAAUGUUUUGCCGAGAUUUGGCUGCAAUUUCAUUUUGUUAGUUUUGGAUAUGCAUGGAGAACUUCAGUUUCUGUUUCAACUUUGGCAAUGGAAUGCAAAUUCUGAGGAUUUACAUUCUUGAAAUACUUGAUGAAUGGAUAUUCUGUGUCA